ACGGUUCUCUGCAAGCUGCAGACUGGUCUGAGCAAAUAUAGUCGGGACGCCACCAUGGAGCCGGUACCUCUGCAGGACUUUGUGAGCAGCCUGGACCCCGCCUCCCUUCCGCGCGUGCUGCGUGUCUGCUCCGGAGUCUACUUUGAGGGUUCCGUCUACGAGCUCUUUGGGAAUGAGUGUUGCCUGUCCACGGGGGACCUAAUCAAGGUCACUCAUGUCCACCUCCAGAAGGUUGUGUGUGAGUAUCCAGAGACGGGUCAGACGUUGGAGCUCAACCCCAAUUUCACAGGCCUCUUCAGUCCACUCACCAGCCUGCAGAGCUACAGAACCCUAGAGGAUCUUGUCUCUGCCACGCCCCAGAACUCCACCCAGUGGCCCAUUUACUUCAAGUCAACUCAGAGAAUUGUCAUCGAGGCCAGGGUGGUGCCUGAGGAUCAGCCCCUCAGACUUGAGGCUGUGGAAACACGCCAUGGGACCCGCUAUGCGCGCUGCGUCCAGGUCUCAAAGACCAAGGAGAUCCUCCUUCAUCUACCCCUUUUCCAGAGGGGACCCUUCUGGAGAUGCAAGCCCAGUGCUCCACAAACCCUGCUCCAAAUCCUGCAGGACCCAGUCCUGAAGGACUUCAUGCUCAGCUGCCCCAGCCUCCCCUGGGACUCCGUGAUCCUAAAACCCCAGUAUAUGCUGCAAGCCAUCAUGCACAUGCGCAGCAGCAUCGUCAAGAUCCCGUCUACGCUGGAGGUGGAGGUAGAAGACGUCACUGCCUCCUCCCAACACAUCCACUUCUUCAAACCAUUGCGGCUGAGCGAGGUGUUGGCCGGGGGAGGUCCCUUCCCUCUGUCGCUGGAGAUCCUGGAGGUUCCUGAGGGUCCGCCCAUCUUCCUCAGCCCGUGGGUGAGCUUCCUACGCAAAGGCCAGAGGCUCUGCAUCUAUGGUCCAGCCUCACCACCCUGGCGGGUUGUGGCCUCAAGCAAGAGCCGAAGGGUGCCCAGAUACUUCCUGCUGUCUGGGGCCUACCAGGGCAAGCUCAAGCGGAGGCCAAGGGAGUUCCCCACGGCCUACGACCUUUUGGGUGCUCUCCAGCCAGGCCGGCCCCUCCGGGUGGUAGCCACAAAAGACUGUGAUGGGAACGAGGAAGAGAAUCCUGACUUUUCUUUCUUGACGGUGGGUGAUCGGCUGGAGGUGCAGAGGGCAGGCCAGGUCUGUGGGACCAAAGGCCAGGACAUAGAUGUUCUGAUCUGUCAGCGGCUGAGUGAGCAGUCUGGAGAGGAAGACGAGGACUUGGAGGAGGACGAGGAGGAGGUAGAGGACAAAGAACAGGUUCUGCUACCCCUCUACCUCUCUGGGAGCUUCGUGGAGGAGGUGAAUGACAGCCGACGCUAUUGCCUAGCGGAUCUCACGGCCCAGUACUCCCUGCCCUGUGACGUCAAGGUGGUGGCCAAGGAUAACCGGCAUCCCACUGACCCUCUGGCUUCCUUCCCUGGCCUGCGGCUGGAGGAGAAGCUCACAGAGCCCUUUUUGGUGGUAAGCCUGGACUCCCAGCCAGAAAUGUGCUUUGAGAUCCCUCCCCGGUGGCUGGACCUGACUGUGGUGGAGGCCGAGGGACAGCCAGCCCAGGUGGCUCGGCCGCUGUCCGUCGCUCCCGUGGAGGAACUGUCAGAAGCUUUUUACUACAGCCUCCGGAAACUGCCAGCCUCUGAGAGCCAAGCCCCGCCGCCCAGGCCCCCGAAGAGCCAGGGUAUCAAUAAGAAGCAGCAGAACAUACAGAGUUGUAAGGAGAGCAGUGUAAAGCCUCCAGUUGUAGAACCGCGGAAAUCCUGCCCGCAGCCUCAACUCAAGGCCAAGGCGAACACCUUGGAAGCCCUUCCCAAGAACAAAUCAAAUGUCUACAGCAAGGUUUCUGUCCACAAGAAAGACCAGAAAUCCAACCCCCAAAUGCAGAGUCCAGUGCUGAGUAUGAAACCCAAAUCUUUGAGCUCCCUCGGCAAGCAUUCCACCAUGGAGUCCUAUGUGGCUGACCCAGAGAUGGAUAAACACGACUAUGAAGAAAUUUGAGCACGUUCAGAAAAAGUCAUCUAGGUGCUGGGGAAGCCACACUUCCAGUUGCCACCCCACGGGAUUGGGAUACUAGCUAACUCUUGGAGGACCUAGGGCAGAGUCUCAAGGGACUUAAGACUCCAACGGGCAUGGGACCGAUGCUAUUCCUGCCUCUCUGGGUUCCAGGUCGGCUUGGUCCCAGAAAGUUGCAUGUGACACCCUCAACCUUAAGAGCAUUGGUGUCCAGAGAAGCCAUUCAGGUUCUGGGUCCUCCUAUGCUCAUCAGUUGUCCCACUACUAGGCACAGAGAAGAAACAAAGGCCACCAGCUUCAGCAUUGCCCUGCCUCUCAGUAAAGAGAACUCAGUUCUGAUUGCAAAACCCAAUGCAGGCCACCUCCUUUGUUCGCUCUGCAGAGUUGCAGGCCCUGCGCCUAGUGGCAGACAGUAUUCUCUUGUUGGUAGAACUCGGGUCAUGAUCAAUAAUGCCCAGUAAAUGGGCUUGUGUGACUGAAUGUGGGAAUCUGCCUCCAAGAAUAAAAUCCUAGGUAAGACACUAGUUCUCCAACUCUGUUAGUGAAAGUAAGAGAGCUAAUUUACAAAGGUGGAGGGACUGGAGAGAUGGCUCAGUGGUUAAAAGCACUUUGCUGCUCUUACAGAGAAUACAAGUUCAGUCCCUGCACCUACAUCAGGUGGUUCACGACUACCUCUCACUCCAGCUGCAGGGGAUCCAACACCUGCUUCUGGACCCUGAGCACUCCAUUCAUGUGUACAGCCUUGCCCCUGCCACCCCCCACAAUUAGACACAAUUUAAACAUUUACAGCUGGGUUCGGUGGUGUACACCUUUAACCUCUGGAGGCAGAAGCAGGUAGAUAUCUGUGAAUUCCAAGUCAGCCUGAUCUACAUAUUUAUUUAUUAAACAAGAUCAAGAAACUCUGGAGACCCAAAGUUGUGGAAAUCUGGCAGGCCUUGGGUGGUACUCUGACACUGUUAAAGAAAGCUGUUAGGUGACUGACUACCCAAGAUCAUCUUAUCUAAAGCCUCAAAAUAAAAAACGACACAGCGUCUGUAUGAG
This is a messenger RNA of Mus pahari (shrew mouse), 3108 nucleotides long. RefSeq names its product thymocyte selection associated family member 2 (gene Themis2). The record is from RefSeq and is a predicted model, not a curated record. NCBI's taxonomy places the organism in Eukaryota, Metazoa, Chordata, Mammalia, Rodentia, Muridae. Gene Ontology annotation, biological process: T cell receptor signaling pathway. The transcript is spliced from 6 exons. Bases 55 to 2052 code for a protein of 665 amino acids.